This is a messenger RNA of Psylliodes chrysocephalus, 672 nucleotides long. NCBI's taxonomy places the organism in Eukaryota, Metazoa, Arthropoda, Insecta, Coleoptera, Chrysomelidae. The record is from the annotation of a GenBank genome assembly.
AUGAAUAAUUUGAAAUAUUUUCAUACAACAUCUAAUGUUUGUGUGGAUAUUAUGCAUGAUUUGCUAGAGGGAGUAUGUCGUUAUGACAUGGGUUAUGUUUUAUAUGAGUUUAUUUAUAAUAAAAAAUAUUUUUCCUUAGAAACUUUAAAUCGUAGAAUUAAAUAUUUUGAUUUCCAUCAAGGUGUAGAUACUGGAAAUCAAAUUCCUCAACUAAUUAAAUUACAGAUUAAAAAAAAACAUCUUACCAUGUCUGCUGCAGAAAUGUUGGCAUUAGUUGUUUAUUUUCCGUUUUUAGUUACUAAUUUUAUUGACACUGAAGAUACAUGUUGGACAUUUUAUUUACUGCUAUAUGAAAUUGCAUAUUUUACUAUGAAACAUGAAAUUGAUAAAUCAGAACUAAUAUAUUUAAAGCAUUGUAUAACAGAACACAAUAGCUUGUUUAUUGAAAUUUUUAAUGAUAAUUUAAGACCUAAAUAUCAUAUUUUAACCCACUAUGUAAAUAUUAUUAAGAAAAUGGGACCUGUAAAUGCUUUAUCUUCCAUGAGAUUUGAGGCAUUUCAUAAAAUAGGGAAAACCAAUGCACAUAUUGUUACAUCUAGGGUAAAUUUAUUACAAACUCUAUCAUUGCUGUAUCAACUUCGUGUAUGUCAUCGUUUGCAGUUCAAAAUUUGA